AAAGUUUCAUUGUCUCGGGGUAUGAAAUCCCAGGGGCCCUUUUCAGGGACAGUUGUAUCAUGCACAAUGGGUGGGGAUGAGCAUAGCCGGGAGGGAUCCACCUGCCCUGCUCUGUGCUGACAUGUCCCCUCUCACAGCAGUGAGAUACAGUGAGAUUUUCUUGCGUUGGAUGAGUUGGUGCUGUGGUGGCUGCACUGUGUGCCAUGCACUCAGCACAGCCUCCCCUCCGUCCCCAGGGACACAGCAGUGAGCUAUAGUGAGAUAUUCUUGUGUUGGAUGCGUUGGUGAGUUGGGUGGAUUUGCCAUGCACUCAGCACAGCCUCCCCUCCGUCCCCAGGGACACAGCAGUGAGCUAUAGUGAGAUAUUCUUGUGUUGGAUGCGUUGGUGAGUUGGAUGGAUUUGCCAUGCACUCAGCACAGCCUCCCCUCCGUCCCCAGGGACACAGCAGUGAGCUAUAGUGAGAUAUUCUUGUGUUGGAUGCGUUGGUGAGUUGGAUGGAUUUGCCAUGCACUCAGCACAGCCUCCCCUCCGUCCCCAGGGACACAGCAGUGAGCUAUAGUGAGAUAUUCUUGUGUUGGAUGCGUUGGUGAGUUGGAUGGAUUUGCCAUGCACUCAGCACAGCCUCCCCUCCGUCCCCAGGGACACAGCAGUGAGCUAUAGUGAGAUAUUCUUGUGUUGGAUGCGUUGGUGAGUUGGAUGGAUUUGCCAUGCACUCAGCACAGCCUCCCCUCCGUCCCCAGGGCUCGAUGAGAGCAGGGCUGCGUCCCCCCUGCCCCCAGCCAUGCAGUGACCCGGGCGCAGCCCCCCGCCAUGGCCCAGUCCCGGGCCAACGGCUCGCACUACGCCCUGACAGCCAUCGGGCUGGGCAUGCUGGUGCUGGGCAUCAUCAUGGCCGUGUGGAACCUGGUGCCCGGCUUCGGGCCCCCCGACAAACCCGGCGGCAACAGCAGCAAGCCCGAGCGCGGCACCGGCGGCGUCCUCAGGAGCAAAACCUUCUCGGUGGCCUAUGUGCUGGUGGGGGCAGGGCUGCUGCUGCUCCUGCUCUCCCUCUGCCUCAACGUUCGGGACAAGAAGAGGCAGAGCCAGGAGCUGGCCGUCGCCCACGUGCAGCGCCAGGUGUCCGCAGAGCCGUCGCAGCAGGAGGACAGCCAAGAAGAGGAUGAGGACGUCUCCUCCCAGUACUACGUGCCCAGCUACGAGGAGGUGAUGAACACGGGCUACUCCGAGCCCAGGGACUCGGACAGGAGCACCAGGCUCAGCGUCUCCCUGCCCUCCUACGAGUCCCUGGCAGGCCUGGAGGAGGGCAGCCAGGUGCCAGGAGCAGCAGGCAUGGAGCCUGGCACGGAGAGGCCGCCCAGCAGGCACAGCUCCCGCCUCAGCAAGCGCCUCAAGCCCCUCAAGGUCCGCAGGAUCAAGUCAGAGAAGCUGCACCUGAAGGACAUCAGGUUGAACCUGGCACAGGGCAACAGCAGCGUCCCUAUCACGAUAGAGCCCCUCACUCCUCCACCCAAGUAUGAGGAGAUCCAGGAGAAGAUGCCAGUGAGCCAGCAAAUGCCUUAAAAAACAAACAAACAAACAAGCCAACAAACAGGAAUGCUGUGAUGCUGCUUGGUUGAGGGUUUUCUAAAACCCACCAUGCAAAGAGGGGUUUGGUGUGUGGGUGCAGAAGCAACCAGGGCUCCCUGGAAGCUGCCACAUGGAGGACAUGCUGUGGACAAGGAUGGGGCUCGUUUUCCCUGGGACUGGGUUUUGCAAGAGACUGUGGGGGAAGAAACCUGAACAACACAAGUUCUGCUGCUGUGAAGUAAAUGAAGGCUGGACAUGCCAAAAGUGUCACUUGUGUUUGUUGUGAGACCAUCCAGUGCAUCCUCUCAUCUCCUCUCCUCCUCACUCCCAGCAAGACUUUACAAGCCACCAAACUGAUACUGCAGGAGGGUUUUCCAAGUGGAACAGUGAAAUGUUUCUUUUUCUGGGUGUCUUUUCUUUCUGAGGAAGGGGAAGCGCGUUGCCAGAGCAGCACCACGGCUUUCCCUGGCUCCCAGCUGGGCUGGGCUGGGCUGGUGGCCCAGAGCCAGCCCUGACUCCUGCCAAGGUCUCUGCUGGCUGCUGGGAAGCAACAGAAAGGGGCCUCCUUCUCCUCAGGGAGAGAAUGGAUUUCUUGCCUCUGUUGCUUUCCCUGAUGUGUUUUAUGCUGCAUUUGAGGCAAGUGGGUGACUCUGGGGCGUUGGGAGCUGCGUGCUCCAGUGCCAGGGGUGAAACCACUGCUGAGCAUCCUGUGCAGGCAGACUGGUCUGAAUAAAUG
Ficedula albicollis (Collared flycatcher) is the source of this 2303-nucleotide messenger RNA. RefSeq names its product transmembrane protein 51 (gene TMEM51). The transcript has 2 exons. NCBI's taxonomy places the organism in Eukaryota, Metazoa, Chordata, Aves, Passeriformes, Muscicapidae. The record is from RefSeq and is a predicted model, not a curated record. The coding region runs from base 812 to 1561 and encodes 249 amino acids.